Symbiodinium sp. CCMP2456 is the source of this 620-nucleotide messenger RNA. The record is from the annotation of a GenBank genome assembly. Lineage: Eukaryota; Dinophyceae; Suessiales; Symbiodiniaceae.
AUGGCAGAGCAUUCUAUGCCGGUGAACUUGGUCACUGCUCCAGGCCCCUUUCGUCAAUCACGGGGAUGGAUGGCACCGGUGGCAGCCCCGGUAUUCCCGGAGCACACCCCAAGCCCGCACAGAGUCAUUCCUCCACCGCCAGGCCUAGAGAUUCCAGAGGUGCCUGAGGCUGUUGCUGCCAACUUACGAUUCGGAGUCGGCAGUUUCGGCCACCCCGACUUCUGUACCAGACCGUGCGUGCACAUCUCCAAGGGUGGAGUGUGCCCAUCGGGAACGGCAUGUGCUUACUGCCAUUUCCGGCACUGUCCGAUCCAGAAGCCAGAUUUGCAGCUACGCCAUCGGCUCCUUGACGCAAACGACCAGGAGCUUCUCGCGACCUUCCUGCCCUUCAUCUUCAAGAAGGCAGCCACGCAAGGCCUCGCGCCGCUCGUCGGCCGCUUGCUCAAGCUCCUCCAGGCAGAAAUGAAUGAAACCCAAUCCGAGCCCAUCGCCCUGGGUAGGUUUCGGCCGAUGAGGAUGUCGUUCAUGCAUCUCGUUUUGAGCAGCAUGCGUCGGCUACCUCCACAUAUCCGAGCCGAAGUAAACCGUAUCAAGUCGGAGCUCCCUCCUCCUGCUGUCAU